AAUAGGCGUCCUGUAAAGGCAGCAGUGAUGGCAGCGACUCAAACUGUCGAUCCACUGAGAAAAAGAAGAGGCAGUAUGGAUAAACCUCCAGACUUGAGGCUGGUUCUUGUUGGGAAGACUGGAGCAGGAAAGAGCUCCAGUGGAAACACCAUACUGGGAAGAGACGCCUUCUGUGCAGCAGUCAGUCAGUCCUCAGUGACCAGACAGUGCUGUAAGCAGAGCGGCGAGGUGUUCGGCAGGAAGGCGACCAUCGUCGACACGCCCGGCCUCUUCGACACCUCGUUACCCGAGCGCACGGUGAAGAGAGAGAUCUCUAAAUGCAUCAACAUGUCGGCCCCGGGGCCCCACGCCAUCCUGCUGGUCAUCAAGGUGGGGCCUUUUACCGAUGAGGAACGAGACGCUGUGAGGCAGGUGGAGGAGAUCUUUGGGGACGAUGCCUGGAGGUACACCAUCAUCCUCUUCACCCAGGACGACCAAGCUGGACCAGAUGUGGAGAGACAGCUGCUGGAGGCGGGAGGCGAGCUGCGGUCCAUCCUGACGAAGGUGGAGAACAGAUAUCACGUCCUCAACAAUGACAAAGCUGACGAUCGUGGUCAGGUCCUGGAUCUGCUGGAGAAGGUGGAGAAGAUGGUUGAAAACAAUGUAGGAGAGUUUUACUCCAACCCCACAUACCUGCAGGUGGUCCACAUGCUGGAGAAGAGGGAGGCGGAGCUCCGAGACUUCUAUGAGAAGAAACUGGAGGAGAAAAUAAAAGCUGUGGAGUUAAAGUACGAGAAGAUGCUGAAGGAGGCUCGGCAGGAACGUCCAGACGUGAAAAGGCGACGUCAGUCUGAGCUGCAGGAGGUGAAACGGUUCUACCAGACUUUAAAGACAGAUGUCCGACAUGUUGUUGAGCAGACGGUGCCAACAGACUCCAUGGAAGACAUUCACAAGUUUCACAUGACCCUCAAACUGAAAUUUACCUCCUAAACACAUCAGAGAUGGUGAACAGACUGAAAUGUGUGAACAGUGAUGCAGCAGAAAGAAACUUUUGGAUUCACACCGUGAUGUUUAGUCUAGAUGUGCCGUCACUAAAAGCUAACAGAUAUUAGCACACUUAUACUUUUAAAAGGGUAAAAACAGAGAACACUGACAUUUGUGAAUGGUGAACAAACCACCUGAAACAUAUUUACUAUACUGUACAUUUUGUAAUAAACAUCAAAAAGUU
Molecule: messenger RNA, 1207 nt
Organism: Thunnus maccoyii (southern bluefin tuna)
Lineage: Eukaryota; Metazoa; Chordata; Actinopteri; Scombriformes; Scombridae
Product: GTPase IMAP family member 4-like
Exons: 4
Coding region: 28-969 (313 amino acids)
Molecular function (GO): GTP binding
Source: RefSeq, a predicted model, not a curated record